ACUUAUUUUGAUCAAAGCAAGUCAAGCGGUAAAUGUGUCUCAAAAAAAGCAUUGUUGAUGUGCCGAAGAGAUGGAAAACGAAAUCAGUGCACAACUAGCUUUUAAGAGAAACUCAUCAUCGUUUCCAGGCAAAGUAAUAUUGUCGAAAGUACAACGCAAAGACAUCGAACAAUGAUUGAGAACGGUUUACUGAGACUUUGGUGUAUAUUAGGUUUUCUGUUAUCGGCAUAUGCCACGUAUGUAGAAAUCAAUUUAAUUCUAAAUAAAGACUAUAAGGCCCUGUGUGAUCUGGCACCGAAAAUAAGCUGCACUGCUGCAUUUAGUUCAUCCUAUGGCAAAGGUUUUGGAUUUUUGAAUAAUGUAACUUCGAAGUCUAACAUAUUGUCGGAAUGGAAUCCACCCAAUGGUAUCUUUGGCCUGAUAUACUAUGCAGCAUUGUUUGCAACAGCAAACAAAAACCAGCGCCUGUGUCGCGUGAUCCAGUUUCUAUUUUGCAUUCUAUCCAAUGUAAUGUCUAUAUAUCUGGCCUAUAUCUUGUACAUUUUGGACGAUAUUUGUGUGGUGUGCAUAUCAAUAUAUGUUGUCAACUUCCUGUGUCUGUGGGAAAUGUUAAGAACUGACAAAUGGACGCAAUGUUUCCGUAGUCAAAAAACCCAGUGCCUUAAAACGGAUUAAUCUAUUUGUUUAAACAUUGUAUGUGUAUAUAGUUAAUAAAAUUCAAUUGAAAUUGUUGCAACUGCUCCUCAACCCGGCAUUUGUGAGACAUCAAUAAAAA
This is a messenger RNA of Musca domestica (house fly), 775 nucleotides long. RefSeq names its product vitamin K epoxide reductase complex subunit 1-like protein 1 (gene Vkor). Gene Ontology annotation, biological process: vitamin K metabolic process; peptidyl-glutamic acid carboxylation. Lineage: Eukaryota; Metazoa; Arthropoda; Insecta; Diptera; Muscidae. The transcript is spliced from 3 exons. The coding region runs from base 172 to 675 and encodes 167 amino acids. The record is from RefSeq and is a predicted model, not a curated record. Gene Ontology annotation, molecular function: vitamin-K-epoxide reductase (warfarin-sensitive) activity.